AAAGUAUAAAUAGUAUAAAAAAGGCGGCUGUGAGAUUUAUUUCGUCAGGCAGGGCGAGAAGGAGCAAAUCAAAAUCAAAAUCCAAGUCGAAGUUCCAACUUAUAAAUUAUUGCAACAAAAUACAGAAUUUAGAAUACAAACAUCAGGCGAAGUCCCUUCACAAUGUCGGUAAUGCGUGCGCUGGGCUUGCGUCUCCAUAAUCAGUUCCAGCAAGUUCUUCCCCAGCGGGGGGCGGUAAUGGCAAUGAUGCGUCGUGGGACCCAUCACGACGGUACACGCCUGAUGAGCGGCGAUCGCGAGGUGGUCGGCUACGGCGUGAACGGCAAUCCCAUCUACAUCGACUGCGUGGAGUUUCCGUUUCCGGCGAUUCGCUACCGCGAGGUCACAGCCGAGCUGUGCGCAGUGCGCGAAAAGGAGCUGGGCGACUGGAAGGCGCUAUCGAUCCAGGACAAGAAGCUGCUGUAUCGGCACAGCUUCUGUCAGACCUACGCCGAGUUUCAGCACUUCACGCCCGACUGGAAGCUGGUCAUUGGCGUUGGCUUUUGGUCAGCCGCCAUUGGACUACUGAUUUCGCUGUCCUACUACUUCAAGCUUUACGACCCCGUGCCGGAGACGUAUGCCGAGGACCGCCGCCAGGCGCAGCUGCGCCGCAUCAUUCAACUGCAGAUGAACCCCAUUACCGGACUGUCCUCCAAGUGGUGCUACCACACCAACAAAUGGAAGUAGUUGGUGACCACGGAUCAAGCUGAUCGGAUCCACCAAGUACACAGACCACAAAACCACUCGAUAGCACAUCAAUCUAAACGCCAGCCAAUGCCAAUGCCAAUGCACAUCGUUAACGCAGAAUCAAGAACACAAUACAAAUCAAUCGACAACCUUAAUCGAAUUCACACGAACAUAAUCGAUAACGAGAAGUGAUAGAAAACCUUAAUCGAUUUCACAAGAACAUAAUCGAUAACGAUAAACGAUAGAAUGAUAGACAACCUUAAUUGAUUUCACAAGAACAUAAUCCAUAACGACAAACGAUAGAACCUUUAUCGAUUUCACAUGAACAUAAUCGAUAAAUUAUAGACAACCUUAACCGAUUUUA
Molecule: messenger RNA, 1090 nt
Organism: Drosophila pseudoobscura
Lineage: Eukaryota; Metazoa; Arthropoda; Insecta; Diptera; Drosophilidae
Product: cytochrome c oxidase subunit 4 isoform 1, mitochondrial-like
Exons: 2
Coding region: 163-726 (187 amino acids)
Biological process (GO): mitochondrial electron transport, cytochrome c to oxygen
Source: RefSeq, a predicted model, not a curated record